Messenger RNA from Ornithodoros turicata, 465 nucleotides. RefSeq lists its product as uncharacterized. The record is from RefSeq and is a predicted model, not a curated record. The coding region runs from base 1 to 465 and encodes 154 amino acids. Lineage: Eukaryota; Metazoa; Arthropoda; Arachnida; Ixodida; Argasidae. The transcript has a single exon.
AUGACAGGAAGGCACAACGAAGUGGUAGAGCGCAUUAAGAAGGCGGCGUUCGGCAGGUUCUCCAUCAUGACCGAAAACCAACCUGUGGGAAACACCAACCUCCGACCAGACCUCGUGCUACAGAAAGGAGAGGAGGCCAUCAUAUUUGACGUGUGCUGUCCUUUCGAAAACCGUGCGGCAGCGCUACAACGAGCCCACGAAGAAAAGGAACAGAAGUACCAGCCCGUUAAAGAGAUAUGGCAGCGCCGAUUCCAGCGUGUGUCAGUCGAGGCUGUAGUUGUUGGAGCUCUUGGAUCAUGGGAUCCUUCCAAUGACCGGUUGCUGCGGAGACUCUGCUCUAAAUCGUACGGUAAAAAACUGAAGCAACUCUGUGUAAGCAGCGUUAUCGCAGCUUCUCGCGACAUAUAUGCGGUGCACAUCAGUGGAAACAGGACUACCAAUCAAACAGGAGCGACUAGUCGGUGA